AUGAGGUUUUUGGUUUCGCUUGCAUUGAGUGUGGUUCUAGGCAGCAACUACGUACCGGUUAAGCGCUUUGAAAUGGGCGAUGGUGUUUUCUUCCAAUGGAUCCUCUGCAUCACUGUCUGGAUGUGUGGGGCGAUCCUGCAGUUGGCUGUGGGUGUUUCUCCCUUUGUGCCACUUGCUGCCACUGGAGGCAUGGCUUGGUCCAUGGGCAAUCUUUGCGUGGUUUUGAUCCUCCGCACCAUCGGACUUGCUCAGGGCAUGCUCAUUUGGGGCACAGCCAACAUGAUCAUGGGUUGGGGUGCCGCCCGUUUCGGCUUCUUUGGCAUCACUCCAGAACUCCCUCAAAGCCAACUAUUGCAGUACCUCGGCGUGGCCAUGGCAGCUCUCAGCGCGCUCUCUAUCAACGAGGAUGCAGAUGUUGCCGCACUCAGUCCACCAACACAUCAAACGCACAUGAUGGACACUGACACGAUGGCUUGGUGUGAUCGCCUCUCAGAUCACACGCGCCGGGCGAUGGGGUUGUUUUUAUCGAUUUUUAGCGGCAUCAUGUACAGUUUUGCCUUUGAUCCUGCCCAAUCGUACAUGGACCGAACGCUCGGGGCGAGUCAGCAGGCGUUCCAUUAUGUCUUUUCUCAAUUUUCAGGCAUCUUGAUGGGCUCUACUCUCUGGUUUGUCAUCUACAGUCUCGCGACGCGCUCGCGGCCCAACGUCUCCCCUGAAGUCAUUCUUCCCUCCAUGGCCAGCGGGGUGAUGUGGGCAAUUGCACAGACCUGUUUUAUGGUGGCUAAUCAACACUUGUCACAAGCGAUUGCAUACCCCAUUAUUACUGCGGUACCGGGCACGAUUGGCGCUUUGUGGGGCGUCUUGGUGUUUAAGGAAAUUCGAGGCCUGCGCAACAUGCUCGUUCUGACCUUGGCAUUUGCCAUUACCUUUACUUCCGUGGCGCUGACGGCAAUGGCCAAUGGUGCAUGA
This is a messenger RNA of Monosiga brevicollis MX1, 969 nucleotides long. RefSeq lists its product as uncharacterized. The record is from RefSeq and is a predicted model, not a curated record. Gene Ontology annotation, cellular component: membrane. Gene Ontology annotation, molecular function: carbohydrate transmembrane transporter activity. The coding region runs from base 1 to 969 and encodes 322 amino acids. Gene Ontology annotation, biological process: carbohydrate transmembrane transport. The transcript is spliced from 10 exons. NCBI's taxonomy places the organism in Eukaryota, Choanoflagellata, Craspedida, Salpingoecidae.